UGUUUUUUUUAAGUGAGAAGAAGAAAACUACAAUAAAAGCAACCCAAGCUGCCCAUAACGUGGAUUUUUCCUCUUUCAACCCUCUUCACUAGAGAUUUCCUCCCUUCCCAAAAUACCCCUCUUUUUUUCCUUUCCCCCUCUCUCAGUGGAAGAAAGAGAGAAAAACACCCAACCCCAGAGAGAGGGAAAAAGAAGACUUCAAGAUUCUUCUUUUGGAGAUCUUUGAUUGAUGGCAACGACCCAACAAGCACCGGAUCGAAUCAUCUCAACUGACUCUUCAGGGUCGGUUGACAUAUUGACACUAGAUGCUGAAGAGAAAACAGCUGAAGCAGAGACUUUUAAGGAACAGCCUAUUUCCACAAAAGGCGAGAAGAUGGUGUAUCCCAACAUCUCACAUGAUUCAACCACCAUGGGCCCUUCAAGGGAUACAGCAGGACAUCAGGGAUCUUUGGGCACAGGUGGAGAUCGCAGUGCUGUUUAUCCAUCCAAUGUCUAUGCUCCUCAGGCCCAAACACAGUCGUUUUACUAUGGGGGUUACGAUAAUGCUGGAGAAUGGGAUGAAUAUUCACGGUAUGUAAAUGCCGAAGGUGUAGAAAUUGGAUCACCUGGCAUCUACAAUGAGAGUCCGUCUCUCAUGUUUCAUCCUGGUUAUGGAUAUAGUCCUCAAGUGCCAUACGGACCUUACUCUCCAGUUACAACUCCACUGCCCAACAUGAGGAGUGAUGGCCCAUUGUAUUCUCCACAACAAUUUCCGCAUACGGGCCCUUACUACCAACAACCUCUCUCUCCCGGCAUGCCAUAUAUAACUUCACCAAUCCCCAUGUCUCAGGCUGAACUGUCAAUUCCUACUGGCAUUGAACAACAAGGUGUUUUCCUUACUGAUAGCCCCAACUCCAAUGGUGUGCUGUUUGGACCAAGGCCUGGUUACCCCCUUCCAUACGGGUCAUUCAGUAGGGGCAACUUCGCUGGUAGCUCUGGUAAUCCUCCUGUCUAUGAUUUACAACAAGGGUAUGAUGUGUUUGGAUCUGGCGGUCCUUGGUCAGAUUGGUCAAAGUCCUCAGAUGGGCAGAGAUCUUUGACUCCAUUGUCAUCACCUGCAGCUUCACCGCAACCAAUAGGCACAGCUGGAUCAUUUGGGCACAAUACCACCCCUUCAGCUGCUGGAAUGGCUUCUUCACAGCAGAGACCAUUAUACGGAUUUGGAUCUGCAGCAAGCUCCUAUAGCAGAGGCUACCCACAUGGAGGAAUGUACCAUCAGGGCAUGAAUUUCAGUGGCUCCAUUUCUAGUUUAGGAGUGAAUGGCCGAAGCUGGAUUACGAUUGAUAAGGGCAGACGGCGAGGACGGGUUAGUGGUUCUUUGUGCAGUUGUAAUGGCACACUCGAUGUCCUCGGUGAGCAGAACAAAGGUCCCAGGGCCUCGAGGGCUAAGAAUCAAACGUCAGAACGCAACUCAUCCGUUGAUACCAAAAAUGGUGUAUCUACUCCUGAUGCUAACAGCGAGUUAUAUAAUCGGCCCGACUUUGUCCCUGAAUACAAGGAUGCAAAGUUUUUCAUAAUCAAGUCAUACAGUGAAGACAAUGUACACAAGAGUAUUAAGUAUGGUGUAUGGGCCAGCACGACCAGCGGAAACAGAAAGUUGGACGCUGCUUAUCGUGAGUCGAAGGAGAAAGAAGGUGCCUGUCCGGUCUUCCUUUUGUUCUCGGUAAAUGCCAGUGCUCAAUUUUGUGGGGUGGCUGAGAUGAUGGGGCUUGUAGAUUUCGAUAAGAGCGUGGAUUACUGGCAGCAAGACAAGUGGAGUGGCCAGUUCCCUGUCAAGUGGCAUAUCAUAAAGGAUGUCCCCAACAGCCAGUUCCGUCAUAUUAUCCUUGAAAACAAUGACAACAAGCCCGUGACCAACAGCCGAGACACUCAGGAGGUUGGAUUGGAACAGGGUCUCGAGAUGCUUAACAUCUUCAAGAACUAUGAAUCUGAUGUGUCAAUCCUUGAUGACUUCGACUUCUACGAGGAUCGGCAGAAAGCGAUGCAGGAGAGGAAGGCCAGACAGCAAGCAAACCUGGUGGCUGCCCCAGCAGCUGCAGGCAUUGAGCACAGGACUCCAGUACCUUUCUCUGGAGAUUUAAUGAAGCAGAUGUCAAAGAGCUUCGCACAGGUGGUCCGGCUGGAAGACAGUUGCAAAGAAGACACCACAUCGGAAAAGGCGGGCUCCGCAGCUCCUGCUGGGGUGAAGCCUGAGGACCCAAUAAAGACGACAGCAGCAGCCGCAUCGCAAAGCAGUUAGCCAUUUGUAGGUGGGCCAGAGUCUGACACCAUGUAAUCCGCCAGCUUAUUUCGUAUCAGAAUCGAUGAAAAGGUGUCAGCAUUUGUGCCUGAUGGAGAGUUGUCGGCGGGUGUGGCUUUGCCAGAUUCAGAAGCUGGCAUCGCAUGUGUAUAGUGUAGGCCUUUUGCAUUUUAGUUGUAAUUCUAGUUGUUUUUGUCUUCUUCUUCUUCUUCUUCUUCCCUUUUUUUUUUUUUUUUUUUUUUUUUUUUUAAAAUAACUUUGUUUUAGUUUUAGUAUUGUUUGUUUGUUUUGGGUGAGAGCAGUUAUUUUGAGCUGCCUUUGUAAAAUUUCCAGCUUUUAGAUGGCAGAGUAAUAAGAAGGGAAUGCAGUCCUCUUUUUUUUUUUU
Messenger RNA from Magnolia sinica, 2663 nucleotides. Its product is annotated as YTH domain-containing protein ECT2-like. Gene Ontology annotation, molecular function: mRNA binding. Lineage: Eukaryota; Viridiplantae; Streptophyta; Magnoliopsida; Magnoliales; Magnoliaceae. The coding region runs from base 230 to 2278 and encodes 682 amino acids. Gene Ontology annotation, cellular component: cytoplasm. The record is from RefSeq and is a predicted model, not a curated record. The transcript is spliced from 8 exons. Gene Ontology annotation, biological process: mRNA destabilization.